UCCGAAAACGAGUGGCGUGGAGCCUGACGAGAUUUCGCUUCCUUUCUUCCUCUCUCUUUCUCACGACGACUCUUCUCCUCCCUCCUGACAAAACCCACCAAAAUCCCCGCUUUCUGCAAUAAAAAAAACCCAGAAACCAGAAACAGGAGAGGAAUCUGAGAAUCAAUUUGUCGGAAGGAAAGAAAAGAUGGAGAGUAAUGGAGCGACGAACACAAUCACGAUCAAAGGGAUACUGAGUCUGCUGAUGCAGAGCAUCGAGGAAGAAGACAAGAGCCCGAAGAGAGUGAUAUCACUGGGAAUGGGAGAUCCUUCUGCGUAUUCGUGUUUCCGCACAACACCAGUGGCCCAGCAAGCUGUUUCCGAUGCCCUUCUCUCUCACGACUUCCAUGGCUAUGCCCCCACCGUCGGUCUCCCUCAGGCCCGAAGGGCGAUCGCGGAAUAUCUAUCGAGGGAUCUUCCUUACAAACUCUCGCAGGACGAUGUGUUCAUAACGUCGGGAUGUACACAGGCGAUUGACGUGGCGUUAGCGAUGCUCGCUCGGCCUGGAGCGAACAUACUUCUUCCAAGACCAGGUUUUCCUAUUUAUGAACUGUGUGCUAAGUUCAGGCAGCUCGAGGUUCGGUAUGUUGAUCUUCUCCCGGACAGUGGCUGGGAGAUCGAUCUUGACGCUGUCGAAGCUCUUUCCGACCAAAACACUGUCGCCUUGGUGGUUAUAAACCCUGGUAAUCCGUGCGGAAACGUGUAUGGUUACCAGCAUUUGAAGAAGGUUGCAGAGAUGGCGAAGAAACUCGGGAUCCUUGUCAUUGCAGAUGAAGUUUACGGUCAUCUUGCUUUUGGGAACACACCCUUCGUGCCAAUGGGCGUCUUUGGAUCUGUAGUUCCCGUACUUACACUUGGUUCGCUGUCGAAGAGAUGGAUCGUUCCCGGUUGGCGGCUCGGGUGGUUCGUGACCACUGACCCUUUGGGCUCGUUUAAAGACCCCAAGAUCAUCGAGCGGUUCAAGAAAUACUUUGAUAUUCUUGGAGGACCAGCGACAUUCAUUCAGGCUGCGGUUCCGACCAUUCUUGAACAGACGGACGAGCUUUUCUUCAAGAAGACGUUGAACACACUGAAAAACUCGUCGGUUAUUUGUUACGAACGGAUCAAGGAAAUUCCUUGCAUCGACUGCGCGCACAGACCAGAGGGGUCUAUGGCUAUGAUGGUUAAACUGAAUCUGGAAUUGCUCGAAGACAUAAGCGACGACAUCGACUUCUGCUUCAAGCUCGCCCGAGAGGAAUCGGUUAUCAUUCUUCCUGGAACGGCGGUGGGGCUGAAGAAUUGGCUGAGGAUAACGUUCGCGGCUGACCAAUCUUCUCUCGAGGAAGCGUUCAACCGAAUCAAGUGUUUCUAUCUCCGACACUCCGACCAAACCCACAACAUCUUGGAAUUCUGAUCUCUAAUUUACCAAGCGUGUAUGCUAUGAAAUUUAUGGUUGGAUUUAUUAAAAAGAAAUGGUUAGUAUCAUUAUAAGAUAUUUAAAUAAAUCCAUCUUGAAGAGGGCCCAAAAGGGUCGGAAAAGUCUUCACGGUUCGAGGGGGAGGUGCAUGAACAUGAAGAUGUGACUUGUGAGAGAUAACCACCGAAUCAAGAGAGGCGUGGAUGUGUAGCUCUUCGAGCGGACAUAUUAUAUACGAUCCAAUGAAUGGAACAUCACAUUUUUCUCAUUUUAA
Molecule: messenger RNA, 1709 nt
Organism: Tarenaya hassleriana
Lineage: Eukaryota; Viridiplantae; Streptophyta; Magnoliopsida; Brassicales; Cleomaceae
Product: probable aminotransferase TAT2
Exons: 8
Coding region: 188-1432 (414 amino acids)
Biological process (GO): biosynthetic process; amino acid metabolic process
Molecular function (GO): transaminase activity; pyridoxal phosphate binding
Source: RefSeq, a predicted model, not a curated record